GAUAUCCUGCAAGCAUUGAUUAGACUACCUGAUUGCUACUCUCUUAAUAUAGACUAUAUCUUAGGACAGGGCAAUUCGAAAGGCAUACCGAACUUUAUAAGCCCAAGAGAGGAUAAACAGAAAAUCGCAUGCAUUAUAAGCGCACUUAACUUAGUAAUAGACUAUUAUAAAGAUACUAUCUGCUAUACUAGUUAA
Messenger RNA from Fusarium oxysporum Fo47, 195 nucleotides. RefSeq lists its product as uncharacterized. The annotation marks the transcript as partial. The transcript has a single exon. The record is from RefSeq and is a predicted model, not a curated record. Lineage: Eukaryota; Fungi; Ascomycota; Sordariomycetes; Hypocreales; Nectriaceae.